GCAGAAAAAGUCCUUUUGCUAAAAAAGCGGACUCAGAGAAAAACAAGAUGAGCACUGCUGGAAAAGUCAUUAAGUGCAAAGCAGCUGUGCUGUGGGAAUUGAAGAAACCCUUUACCAUUGAGGAAAUAGAAGUCGCACCACCAAAGGCUAAAGAAGUUCGCAUUAAGAUUUUGGCCACAGGAAUCUGCCGCACAGAUGACCAUGUGAUCAAAGGAGCAAUGGUGUCAAAGUUUCCAGUCAUUGUUGGACAUGAAGCAACUGGGGUUGUGGAAAGCAUUGGAGAUGGAGUCACUACUGUGAAGCCAGGUGACAAAGUCAUCCCUCUCUUUCUGCCUCAAUGCAGAGAAUGCAACGCUUGCCGCAACCCAGAGGGCAACCUUUGCGUUAAGAGCGAUGUGACUGGCCGUGGAGUCCUGGCUGAUGGCACUACCAGAUUUACGUGCAAGGGCAAACCUGUCUAUCACUUCAUGAACACAAGUACAUUUACUGAAUAUACGGUGGUCGAUGAAACUUCUGUUGCUAAGAUUGAUGAUGCAGCUCCUCCUGAGAAAGUCUGUUUAAUUGGCUGUGGAUUCUCCACGGGGUAUGGGGCUGCUGUUAGAACUGGCAAGGUCACCCCUGGCUCCACUUGUGUUGUCUUUGGCCUGGGAGGAGUUGGCCUUUCAGUCAUCAUGGGUUGUAAGUCAGCUGGUGCAUCCAGAAUAAUUGGGAUUGACAUCAAUAAAGACAAAUUUGAAAAGGCCAUGAGUGUAGGAGCCACUGAGUGCAUAAGCCCCAAAGACUACACUCAACCCAUCAAUGAGGUGCUGUCAGAAAUGACUGGCAACAAUGUGGAAUACACUUUUGAAGUUAUUGGUCGUCUUGAAACUAUGAUUGAUGCCCUUGCUUCCUGCCAUUUAAACUAUGGGACGAGUGUGGUGGUCGGUGCUCCUCCAUCAGCCAAGAUGCUCACCUAUGAUCCCAUGUUGCUAUUUACUGGGCGCACAUGGAAAGGAUGUGUUUUUGGAGGUUGGAAAAGUAGAGAUGAUGUUCCUAAACUAGUAAAUGAUUUCCUGAAAAAGAAAUUUGACCUGGACCAGUUGAUAACCCACAGGUUACCUUUUGAAAAAAUCAAUGAAGGAUUUGAACUGCUUUAUUCAGGACAAAGCAUUCGUACUGUCUUGACGUUUUAA
Elephantulus edwardii (Cape elephant shrew) is the source of this 1172-nucleotide messenger RNA. RefSeq names its product alcohol dehydrogenase 7 (class IV), mu or sigma polypeptide (gene ADH7). The record is from RefSeq and is a predicted model, not a curated record. Gene Ontology annotation, cellular component: cytosol. Gene Ontology annotation, biological process: retinoic acid metabolic process; retinol metabolic process. Bases 48 to 1172 code for a protein of 374 amino acids. NCBI's taxonomy places the organism in Eukaryota, Metazoa, Chordata, Mammalia, Macroscelidea, Macroscelididae. The transcript has 9 exons. Gene Ontology annotation, molecular function: all-trans-retinol dehydrogenase (NAD+) activity; zinc ion binding.